Molecule: messenger RNA, 1752 nt
Organism: Tripterygium wilfordii
Lineage: Eukaryota; Viridiplantae; Streptophyta; Magnoliopsida; Celastrales; Celastraceae
Exons: 8
Coding region: 253-1326 (357 amino acids)
Source: RefSeq, a predicted model, not a curated record
CUUGGCAAAAGCCCUUGUUUCUUUAGUGUUACAGAAGCAACACUAACAGUGGCCACCCUUGGUGGCAAGAAACUGACAGUUCAAGAACUAUGUUGAGGAAGAAAUGAAGUUGAAAGUUGAGAUUCUAAAAGUGAAAUAGUCCGAAAAGAAGGGAUAAUACACUGGACAGAAAAAGAGACGAGGAUUCCGCAGUUCCGCUACUUCCGCUCCUUCACUGUUGUGACUGCAGCCAAAGAGAGAGGGAGCACAAACAUGUUAGAGAUGCUUGAAGUUGGGCCAUGCAAAGAUGGUUACGAGAUGGGAUUUCUGAUAGGUCAAAGGUUCUCUAAUUUGAUAAGGAGCAGGUUGUCCAGUGACCUAAUUCUGCAAACCCAGCUACGACCAUUCGCUAAAUCCCCUGAAUCAAAACCACUCAUUGAAGCACUCUGCCUUAACAACAGCAAUAAGUUCCCGAGGUACUGGGACGAGCUACAAGGGACUGCAGACGGCAGUGGUGUGCCAAUUCUUGAUAUACUAUUGAUUAACUUCAGGAAGGAGAUUCUCCCGUUUGUUCCAAAGAAGUUGGCAAAUUCAGUUGAUGAUGGUCCGGAUGAUUGUUCUGAUGUUCUUGUUGUUAGCGAUGCAAUGGCCGUUGCGGCACACAACGAAGACGCUAAUGUUGCCCUUAUUGGUCACACGUACCUCAUCAAGGGAACUAUGUCCAGCGGAGUAUCUUUCAUUGCUUAUACAUAUGCAGGAGAGCUUCCGAGCUGUGCAUUUGGAUUCAAUAGCCAUGGACUGGCAUUUACAUUGAAUUCAGUUCCUCCGUCCCAAGAUGAGAUCGCUGCUGGUGGAAUUGGACGAAAUUUCGUCUCCCGCGACCUCCUUGAAGCAAUGAGCAUUGAAGAUGGAUUAACAAGAAUAUGUUCAUCCGGAAUUUCUGUAGGGCACAGUUACAAUCUAAUCGACAUGAAUACACGUAAGAUCUUGAAUGUUGAAUCUGCUUCAGGGAACCGGAUUUCAGUUCAUACAGUUGGGCCAACACCAUUUUUCCAUGCAAACAUGUAUCUACAUCUACAAGUUGAGCAGGUACAUGAUGAGAACUCAAUAAGCAGGCAAAAACGAGCAGCUGCGCUACCAAAUGGAUCGAAAGAUGAAAUCUUGUCAAUACUUGGAGACACAGAAGAUACAAGAUAUCCAAUUUACAUGACAGGUCCAAUGCUCCACACCCUAUGCACGGCUAUCAUAGACCUGGAUGAGCAGACACUAUCGAUCAUUGAAGGCAAUCCAAAGAAAGGAGAGGUUUCUCAUGUCUUCUCCGUAUCAAAAGAAUUCAAUGUUUCAUAACGAAAGUGAAUAGCAGCGUGGCUCGGUUUUUAUUGAUAUGACUGGUUGGUCUUCAACCCCUCAGACAGGUUCAUAGAGUCCCAGCAUAUGACCAUCAAUACAUCGCAUGGCUGCAACCUAAUCAAGCAAACCACAAACUAUCUUCAGUUCUAGAAGAGAGAAGAAAGCCUAGAAAAUCCAUGUAAAUGUUCAAUAGAUAAUGAUUUCAUUACUUAUACCUUCCCAUGGACCUCGUGCUUGAUGGGGCCGUCUAGUUCAGCACCUAAGGCCAUUAGUUUUGUCACUGUAGUGUUGAUAUCAGACACUGUGAACGAUAGUAGUGAAGAAUACCCCUGCUGCAUAACAUGGUCACUGUAAAACUCAAUUAGCUGCUCGCGUCUUGGUUCAUUUUGACACCCAGGAAUCUAUCUAGACAGGCUUGCAGAA